AUGUUUCCACCACAUCGACCUGCGCUGGCAAGCACUAGUAGUCCAGCGCAGAUUUCAACGAGUACAACUUCAAGUGCUCCCUCAAAUGUUGCGGGUAUAUCGCUGAGAACACCAGAACCUUCACCAAGAAUACGUAAAGAUGCUACUACAGAUGUACGGGUUGGUGUUGGUAGGCACCGAGACAAGCUAGAACAAAUUCGAGAUUCUUUACGUCCGUUUGAACAAAGUAAUAAUACAGAAUUAUCGGCAACAACAUCAUUAGCAGCAGCUACAUCAUCAAACAAUAAUAACUUCACAAUUGAAGAUGAAACUCGUCGGCAAAUUUUGAUCAACACAUUGACACAAAUAGGAUUUGAAGAACAAGCAGCUCUUCUGGCUCUUGAAUUAGUUCGAUAUUCAAGUGUUGCAGCAGCUGCAGAAGUUUUAUUGAAUCUCAACAAAGAACAUGUCUUUCGACAGGAUUUACACGACUAUGGCGGAACUUUGCAGGGAACAGCAACAUCUUCAGCAUCUUUCUUAUACAGUAGCAAUAACAGUAACAGUAUUAAUACCGUAAUGUAUAAUAAUACAAAAUUAUCAAUGGUACCAUCAAGUCAGUUAAACAAUGGUCAGACAUCUGGAGCUUUGGCAGUAUCAAAUGUAAUGGUCAAUGCUCAGUUGACAACGGCAUCUAUACUGACAAAUGUUGAUGACAGUUCUUCAAGUCGGUCCAACAGUCCUCUGACUAGAAUACCAAGUCCAUCAACGGCUCCUUCUUCAUUUCAGGUAAGUUCGACAAGCCCAUCGUUCCAGAUCAAAAACAACACUUAUCAACAAACUGCUGAUUAUCAUCGAACUCUUACGCAUUUAUCUGUAGAUUCAUCAAAAUUUUGCUAUAACAAUUCGAUCAAAACAGCGGUAAAUAAUUUUGACUAUGCGUUACCGACACCGCCAUCGCAAAGUUCUCCUGCCAUUGCGACAGGUUCAUCGUUAUCGGCUUUAGCACGUAGUCGUAAAGUUGAUCGACCAACAACGCAGCAAGCUUCUGCUAUUAUAACUAUUGAAGGGUUGCAAGGAUGUACCGGUGAUCGUAUAACUAAAUCAAAACAGUCAUUGGUGUCUCGAUCCUACAUAAAUGGUAGUAAUGUUGGGUUGAGACGACCAGAUACAAUACCAGUAAUAAGGACACGACUGGAAAAACCAAUAAAUGCAAUAAUAUUGAAUGCACCGGAGUCAUUAUAUGUAAUGGUAUGA
Thelazia callipaeda (thelaziosis nematode) is the source of this 1233-nucleotide messenger RNA. Lineage: Eukaryota; Metazoa; Nematoda; Chromadorea; Rhabditida; Thelaziidae. The record is from the annotation of a GenBank genome assembly.